Molecule: messenger RNA, 759 nt
Organism: Paramecium octaurelia
Lineage: Eukaryota; Ciliophora; Oligohymenophorea; Peniculida; Parameciidae
Source: the annotation of a GenBank genome assembly
AUGAAAAUAAUUGAAAUAUGUAAUAUUAAAUUUACGUGCGUAUNUGUCCUCGUUCGGCCAGGUGCCAAACAAUUUAUUAAUGAACUAAGCAAUUUUUAUGACAUUAUCUUAUGGACUGCAAGUCUCAAGGAAUAUGCUAUGCCAGUUAUGGACUUUGUUGAUCCCGAUAAAAAAGCAAUCGAAAGGUUAUUUAGAGAGAGUUGCACUAUCAUCAAAGGAGGCCUGACUAAAGACUUAAACAAACUUGAUCGUGAUUUCAAAGAUAUUGUCAUUGUUGAUGUAAGUAUACAUUAAUCGAUUUUCAGAAUUCAAUAUUGUCAUUUGCAUUGAAUCCAGAUAAUGGUUUCCAAAUUAAAGAUUUCUUCUAUGACAAACAAGACAAAGAACUUGAAUAGAUUCUCCCAUUCUUGAUUUGGAUCUCAUAAGUAAUCUAAAUUUAAAUUUGAUAAGCUUCCUGAUGUGAGACCAGUGUCCUUAUAAUAUGAGUAAUUUAUCAAUUCAUCUCCUGAAUAGUUAAAUCAAAGAAGGAAUGGUAGCAUUGUACCAUUAGACUAACAGAAGUUUUACAGUGUCUCCAGAUCCUUCACAAUGCAAAGAGAAAAAGUUAAAUAAAGUUCUAUUAUAAAAACCUUAACAUUAUCUAAAAAUGAAGAAGAAUUUGAUGAAAUUGCCUUUAAAAAAAAGUUAAAUUCAGGUGUCAUUUCAAAAUAGGACUAAACAAAUGAUAGUGAAAAGGAGACUUUUGAAAUUAGCAAUUGA